AUGGAUUCCGUAAACGCGAUUCGAUCGCACUCCCAGCACCUCUCCACCUCUUUCAAACGUUUUAAUUCAGCAGAUAGGAUGGCUUGCUCAACAAGCUCCGAAUCGAUACUUAAACGAGCCUCAAUCAUUUGUAAAGCACUCAAAAUGGUAUCCUCCGCGAUUUCUAAAACCCCAUUUCCAGCUGUCGGUAAGGCUAUAUUCUUAUUACUAUUACGAUCUUCAUUCGGUGAAGAAAUCAUGGCAUUAGAAGACGUGAUCCCUUUGUUUGCCUUACUAAUUAUCGAAUCAUUUGCGAGAGCAGAAGCGUCGAUACUGAGCGUCGAGCAUAUUUUACCAACGCGUGCAAAGAUCUUUUUAUUCCUUUUCACCAAAUCACCGCUUCUCUGCGUGAGAGCUCGAAUGCGAAUUUUAUGCGAGGAAAUCGACUGA
This is a messenger RNA of Phytomonas sp. Hart1, 429 nucleotides long. NCBI's taxonomy places the organism in Eukaryota, Euglenozoa, Kinetoplastea, Trypanosomatida, Trypanosomatidae. The record is from the annotation of a GenBank genome assembly.